Messenger RNA from Rhagoletis pomonella (apple maggot), 897 nucleotides. Its product is annotated as NADH dehydrogenase [ubiquinone] 1 beta subcomplex subunit 8, mitochondrial-like. The transcript has 3 exons. Gene Ontology annotation, cellular component: mitochondrion. The record is from RefSeq and is a predicted model, not a curated record. Lineage: Eukaryota; Metazoa; Arthropoda; Insecta; Diptera; Tephritidae. Bases 102 to 629 code for a protein of 175 amino acids.
GAAUAGCAAACAUCGAUGUUUCCGAUGCAUCGAUGUUUUUUUUGCAUCCGUAGCUGAAAUUUUCCUUGUAAAUACACUGGUUGAGCAAGCUUUUGCGGAAGAUGUCUGCUGUAUUUAAUGGCCUAAAAACAGCUAAAAGGCUGCAAGCUGCCAAUCCCGCGCUUUUUCAGAAUCUGGCCAAAACCUACGCUACAUGGAAUAAAGACUACAAACCAGCCACAAUUCCGAAAUCGGACAAGGAACGUGAAUCGGCUGCCAAAAAAUACUAUCUACUGCCAGAGGAAUAUCGCCCAUAUGUGGAUAAUGGAUUAGGCUAUGGUGACUACCCAGACUUGGGCAAGUCACUUGGUAUUGAAGCAAAGGAUCCCUACUACCCCUAUGAUUUUCCCGAGCAUAAGCGUAAUCUGCAUGAGACGCUACAUGCUGAUAUUGAUUUAUACGGGGAGGAUCGCUACUCACAGCCUGAGCAGCCACGAUUCACAAAUAGUCAAUACUGGCUUACCUUUUUAGGUGUUAUGUCUGGCUGCUUGGCUCUAUAUUACUGGUUAGAAAAUUAUCGUAUGUAUCGACCAGUUGCGGUUAAACAAUAUCCAGGUGAUGGAAGAAAGCACUACACAUUCGAGGGUUAACAAUGCUACACAUUUAAAUGUUGAGGGAAUUACCAAAUGCAAUGGAUAUUCAUAUGAACUUCCUAGAAUAUUUUUAUUUCCAAGCAGUUGUAUAUGUACAUAAUAUGUACUACUUACCGACGAUUCAAUAAUAAAUAAUUAAAAUUAAUUUCAUGUUGAAUCAUGCUACGUAUGUAUGUACCCUAAAUAAUAUAAACAUCAAAUUGAAAUAAUAAAAGUAACCGAUUGCAAAUAAAGCCAAUAUAAUGAGUAUUUAAAAAAAAAGUAA